Molecule: messenger RNA, 1257 nt
Organism: Coccidioides immitis RS
Lineage: Eukaryota; Fungi; Ascomycota; Eurotiomycetes; Onygenales; Onygenaceae
Product: pyridoxamine phosphate oxidase
Exons: 2
Coding region: 1-1257 (418 amino acids)
Biological process (GO): pyridoxine biosynthetic process
Molecular function (GO): FMN binding; pyridoxamine phosphate oxidase activity
Source: RefSeq, a predicted model, not a curated record
AUGAUAUCUCCUCCAUCUUCCAUUCGCAAAAGGACUUGGCGCCUGGUCUCUCAAUUGUCUCUUCUUCUACGAAAAAGCACCAAAGCUAUGACUCGCGAUAGCCCUCCGUCCGCGGGGGAGCAUGCCGGCCAUGACCACCACGAAACACACCCGCACCACCACCCAAAGAGGUUGAUCUUUGCACCCGGCGACAUCCAAGCGCCCCUCUCCUCCCCCGCGGCCCCCACCAUCACCACCGCAACACCACGCAGCACAAUCGACCCCCAAACCGCAAAAUAUCAUUCUGCCUCUCCCUUACCGCCUCACCUACCGGUCAUCGACGAUCCCACCCGCUCCGGAGCCUCAACUCCAUCCACCAAUGCCGCCGUCGUCUCCCGCGCCGCCCGCGCCCAUCAAUUCCUCACCAACCCACCCCUGACUUUCUCCCAGAUCCAUCCUACCAAUCCGCUACAUCAGUUCCACACCUGGUUCCGGGAUGCUAGAUUAGCGCCAUCCUCCGCACCGGAGACGUGCACGCUGGCUACUGCGAGUAUGCCUUCGGGCCGUGUGAGUGCUAGGAUUGUAUACCUGAAAGAGCUUGAUGAGCGGGGGUGGGUUGUGUAUAGUAACUGGGGCAGUCGGGCGGGAAAGGGAGGGCAGGUGUUUGGUACGGAGACGGGGAUCGAUGUUAAUGGUAGGGAAGAAGAAGAAGAAGUAGGGGAGGAAGGGAGUGUGAUUCCUGACGAUGGGCAGGGAAAGCUGGAGGGCAAUCGAUGGGCGGCGUUGACGUUUAAUUGGCCCAGUGUGGAGAGGCAGGUUAGGGUUGAAGGGCUGAUUGAAAUGUUGAGCCGCGAGGAGAGCGAGACGUAUUGGCGGGUUAGGGAGAGAGGGAGCCAGAUUGGGGCGUGGGCGAGUCAGCAGAGUAAAGUGUUGUGGUCGACGGAGCCGAGGGAUAUGGAGGGUGUGGAUGCUGUUCCUGGGGCUGCUAGCCGCCUUAAGGAUAUUAAUUCUCAAUCGGGAGAAGAGGAUGAUGGACGCUCUGUGCUGGAGAAUCGGGUGAAAGAGAUGGAGAAGAGGUUUGCGGAUACCGAAGAGAUUCCUCUCCCGCCGUUCUGGGGAGGGGUCAGGCUUGUGCCUGAGUCAGUGGAGUUCUGGCAGGGGAGGAAAAGUCGACUGCAUGACCGCUUUCGGUACGUGAGGGUGCACGGGGAGAACGAGCAUCUGGGAGAAGGUGACGAAAAGACGUUUAGAUGGCGAAUUCAGAGACUGUCGCCGUAG